Molecule: messenger RNA, 935 nt
Organism: Solanum verrucosum
Lineage: Eukaryota; Viridiplantae; Streptophyta; Magnoliopsida; Solanales; Solanaceae
Product: membrane protein PM19L
Exons: 4
Coding region: 256-750 (164 amino acids)
Source: RefSeq, a predicted model, not a curated record
UUAAAUACCUUUUACAUCUGUGUGAAGCCAAAGUGAUUCUUUUCCCCUAUCAGAAUGCUACUGAUAAAUUAGUCCAAGAGAUUCUUUUCAUUUCUUUGGAGAAAAAGCUACAAGCUGUCAAUGUUGUCUGGAUAAAGAAUGGAACAAUCAUGGCUUUAUAUACAUAUAUGCAUUCAGUAUUGAAAUCACAAAAGGGAUUUUGAUUCAAUAAAAUUUCCCUCCUUUGCUUUUUGUCAAAGCUAAACUUGUCAGGCCAUGGCUUCAGGGGCAGGCAAAUCCGCAGCCUUUAUGCUUUUGGUCCUUAAUGUUUUCCUUUACUUCAUUGUUGCUGUAAUUUCUGGCUGGGCUGUCAAUCAUGCCAUAGAGAGAUCCGAAGCAACAGCAUCAAGUCUGUCAAUCCCAGCUAAGAUCUUUCCUAUAUACUUUCCUUUUGGGAAUAUGGCAACUGGUUUUCUCAUCAUAUUUUCACUUAUUGCUGGAGUUGUGGGCUUCAUUUCCUCACUCACUGGAAUUCACAAUGUGAUACAAUGGAAUGCACCAAAUUUACAUGCAGCUGCUUCCUCUUCUCUCACCACUUGGCUACUUACUUUACUUGCUAUGGGGUUGGCUUGUAAGGAGAUUAAUAAGGGGUGGAGUGACUCAAACUUGAGGACCUUGGAGACCAUGUUGGUAAUAUUAGGUGGUACACAAAUGUUUUGCACUGUUGCAAUUCAUGCUGGAAUUGAAGAUGUUAUUACACGAGAGGUUUAAGAAGAGGAAGAAUUUGAGAAUUUUUACAAUUUAUUAAUAUACCAUAAAUAAUUUUUAUUUCUUUCCUCAUCAUUUCACUAAGUUUUAAGUUUUAAUGUGUGUAUGUAAUAUAUAUUAAAUUCGUUUUUUUUUUGGUUGUCUUUUUCUUGAUGGACUUUGUAAAGAUGUGAUAUGUAGAGUCUACA